This is a messenger RNA of Aricia agestis (brown argus), 1341 nucleotides long. Its product is annotated as craniofacial development protein 2-like. The transcript has 2 exons. NCBI's taxonomy places the organism in Eukaryota, Metazoa, Arthropoda, Insecta, Lepidoptera, Lycaenidae. Gene Ontology annotation, molecular function: catalytic activity. The record is from RefSeq and is a predicted model, not a curated record. Gene Ontology annotation, cellular component: nucleus. The coding region runs from base 1 to 1341 and encodes 446 amino acids. Gene Ontology annotation, biological process: chromatin remodeling.
AUGAGUAUUUGUUUUGUCUGGAAACAGCUGCAACCCCUAGUGGAUGAAGAAAGAAAGAAGGGAAACAUCGCUUGCAUAAAAUAUGAUAAACUCGUAGUGAAAAAACCAAAGGACAAAAAUAGAGGAAAAAGAACAAGAGAAUCCUCAGACUCUCUCAACCAAGAAGCACAGAAAAAAGCCAGCAAAAGCAAAACACCACAAUCUUACACAAAGAAACAAACUGAAAAGUCUACAACAAAUAAACUUAAGCAAAACCAACAAAAAAUAUGUCUCCCACAACGGCUGGUCCCCGCGGGAGCACUAGACCAAAACCCUCCAGCAAAAAGAAGCGAAACAUUUAACAUCGCAACACUUAACACAAGAACUCUUAGAACACAAGAAAGCUUACUUGAAUUGGAUAAAGCGCUAGAAAAUGUGAAAUACGAUAUCCUAAGCAUAAGCGAAAUUAGGAGAGUAGGAGAGAAAAUAACAGAACUAAAUGAGUACAUACUUUAUCAUAAAGGCGAAACACCUGGCCAACGAGGAGUAGGAUUUUUAAUUAAAAUGGCAAUGAAAAACUAUAUACAAGAACUGAUAGGUGUCUCAGACAGAAUAGUAAUAUUGAAUAUUAAUUUACCGAGAUACAAAAAACCGUGGACAAUCAUACAAACAUAUGCACCUACAGAACAAGCACCGGAAAGUGAAAGCGACGCCUUUUACUGCACCCUGUCAGAUAUUAUAAAACAAUACCACAAUAACUUUAUCAUUGUUAUGGGUGAUUUUAAUGCACAGGUAGGCUGCAGAGAACCUGGCGAAGAACUGAUAUUGGGCAAAUAUGGAUAUGGAAAGAGAAGUGCCAAUGGACACAGACUAAUUGAACUUCUACUACAAAACAACUUAACAUUACUCAAUACAGUCUUCAAAAAAGAUCUCAAAACCAAGUGGACCUGGCUAUCACCCGAUGGCAAAUACAAAAACGAAAUCGAUUUUGUAAUAACUAACAAACCAAAGUUUUUUAAUGAUACACACAUUAUUAAAAAUUUAAAUUUUAACACAAACCACCGAAUGGUACGCUGCCGUUUAAAGAAAUAUCCAACCAAAAGAAGCAGAGAUAAAAUUAAAAAUAAAAUGACAGUGGAACAACACAGAGAAAAAAUAGAUUUGUCUCUAAUCGAUAACCUAAAAGAAAUACUAAACUCAAAUAGAAGUGCCAUAGAAAAAUACGACCUCAUGAUUAAGCAACUGUCAAGAUUGAGGAAAGGGAACAUUACUAAAGAAGUGAAAUUUAGUGAGAAAACAAUGGAGCUCCUAAAGGAAAGAAACGCAUUAAUAAAAGACAAAUCAAAAACCCAAGAAAAUUGA